Messenger RNA from Orbilia oligospora ATCC 24927, 2340 nucleotides. RefSeq lists its product as uncharacterized. The transcript has a single exon. The record is from RefSeq and is a predicted model, not a curated record. Lineage: Eukaryota; Fungi; Ascomycota; Orbiliomycetes; Orbiliales; Orbiliaceae. Bases 1 to 2340 code for a protein of 779 amino acids.
AUGCCCUUCCCGCAAACCCCCUACACCUACACCGCCCAUCUCCUAACCACCCUCCUCCUCCUAACCCUCACCUUCCACCCGACCCCAACAACCGCCUACUACCAACUAGCCUCUCGCAGCAAACGCGGCGAAUGGUUCGGAAACUUCCCAAAGUACACCUCCGGCAGUCGCAUGGGCGACAACAAAGUCACCAAAUGCAUCUCCUACACAAACACCAGUGACCGCGGUGCCGUUAUCGCCGUCACAAUCUACAACCAACCGGGAUUAGGAACCAGCGCACCCGUAUUCGCUUUCUACGAGGAUACCGUCUGUGGUGGUAAGGGAUCCGGGGCUAGAAACCCCACUUUUGUUGCGGUUUUGGAUAAACCGUUUGCUGGCGGGGAGGAUGGCGAGGAGGAGUACUAUAACCCUGAUGACGUCGAUGGGGUUUGGUUGAUUAAUCUACUUCAGGCAACAGGAAAGGAACCGACGUUUAAAACUAUGAAGGCGUUGGAUUAUGCUUCUGAAUUGCAUCCUAAGGGUUUACUCGCAGGAACGGAGGAUGAUCCGGCGCAGGUGAUAUAUAGAUGGAAUAAUAAAGGUGUUCGAGAACGGAAUUACAUCACGGGAUCGGUUGUAAAGAUCGAAGAGCCUGGUGGGAUUAUUGAAAGACUAACUACCAGCUCGGAUAUGUACAUGGCUAUUCGAGAUUUAACCGAGCGAGCACUUCGUCCCGGGUCUGAGAAUAUUCCAAACCCUUUACCCAAAUAUUUUCAACAAGUGGUUAACGGGGAAGUUGCUGGUGGUUUGACAGCGCCAUACUUGGGUGAUGCUAUAAACAGCGAGGCUGAUAUCAGAAGGAAGAAAAUAGAAAUGAGAAGACAGAGUAAGCAGCAAAGGAUAGAAAACCCACAAGGGAUAAAAAAUAUUCUGUCAGCGAUUGAAAGGGAACAAGAAGGAGACAUGAGUGAUACAUCUGUUCAAGUCGAGCUUGAGGAUUUCCUUGCAAGUUUAGAUGACGAUGAGCCGGAACCACGAAUCGAGGAGCCGAAACCACAGGCUCAAGAACCAGAACCACGAAUUGAAGUCUCAGGACCACGGAUUGAUCUUGAAGGGCCUGAAUCGAGAUCUGAAGAAUUCGACCAGCUCCGCAAAGACCUAGAGCUAGAACCGGCAGCAGCGACACUAGACCAAUCAAACAUCAUCCAGCAAGAAGCACAACCCGCCGUAGAGGAAUUCGAAGGCGAUCUUUACAUGGAUGUCAUUGGCGCCAAAGUACUACCCGAGAAACAGCUCAUCGAAGUAGAGUACGGCGGAAGCGAAACACCAGAUGACCAAAGACUCGUCAAGGCGCCCGAGCCAAUCGACGACCUCGAUAGCCAGGACAGUAGAAAUAGUGCCCGUGCCCGUGCCUUCCAGCAGUUUAUGGAAAAGGCAGCAAGCAUACAACCGGGCCCGGACCAACAGGUAACUGAAACUAUACCCCCAAUAAAGACAGAAUGGGAAUUGGGAGAUCCAGUUACGCCUGUCUCGUUAAGGAUUCGGCCCGAUGGCGUUACCAUAGUACCAAACCCCCAAAAUCAAAAAGUUCCCAUUACCCAGCCUUCCAAAAAAGCUCGAGUCCAGCUCGAGGAUCCCAUAGUAAUAUCCUCAGACGGAUCCGUUGCUGAAGAGGAACCACGAGCGGCAGACGUCAUGGAAAUAGAAGAAGAAAUAGUCCAGGAUGCUCAAACCGGACAAAUUCUACCCCAAGCUAUAGUCGAAGAACAGGUACAAGAACAAGUCGAAGAACAAGUCCAACAGCAAAUCCAAGAGCAAAUCCAAGAACAAAUCCAAGAGGAAAUCCAAGAACAAAUCCCCCAACCCCAAAACCCCAAUAUAAACCAAGAAGAAUUCCCAAUCGAAAGAAUCGCCGCAGUAGACGCAAUCGAAGAAGAAGAACCUCUAGCUCUCCAAGAAAUCCAACAAUCAAUCCAACAAUCAAUCCAACCCCAACCCCAAUCCGAACAAUUCCCACCCCCGCAAGCAAGAACCCGGGAGAGCGGUGAAUCCUCCCAAUCGGCCCUCAGGUUUCGAGACAGCAUGAUGGGCUUUCAGCUGGAACCUUUCAUAAGAAGGUCCAGUACUUCGACGGGUAGGAGACCACGUGGUAGUCGACAGUCAGAACAAUCCUUACCACGUGCAUCUUUCGAUGACAUAGAAAACCCACUGCCCGCCUCAAUACCAAAUUCAAAUGAUAGGAUAGCCUUGGAAAGUUUCCUAGAACAAGAAGAUCAGUUACCAAGGGGUGAAGGCUCAUUUGAAAACUAUGAAGGAUUUGUGGCCGGAAGAAGGCGGGGCUCGGGUAGUCCACCAACAUAG